Molecule: messenger RNA, 714 nt
Organism: Daphnia magna
Lineage: Eukaryota; Metazoa; Arthropoda; Branchiopoda; Diplostraca; Daphniidae
Exons: 3
Coding region: 194-541 (115 amino acids)
Source: RefSeq, a predicted model, not a curated record
GAAGACGUCAAUUCAUUAUGUGCAGAAGAUAAAUUCCAGAUGUGAACAGAUUUCUGCAGCAAAUAAUAAAUUUAAAAAGAUAAGCAAGAAAGAUGAUACAAAUGAGAAACUAGGAAUAAUCCAUGCAAGAAAGAAGAAAAUAGUUGUUGGUGUUCGUCAGCAACAACGACGAAUAAAAUUUGCCGUUAAAGAAAUGGAAGAACAACUGUUUCAAGAUUGUCGAGCACUGCCACAAUCUGCUACUCAUGAUUCCAACAUCAGUGAUUCAGAUCGUGUUGUUGUCCAACCUUGUUUGGAGUAUCCUGCAGAUGAAUCAACCAUGGAAGACAAUGCGAAUGAUGUUGACGAAACAAAUAAUGCUGCUAGUCCUGAAAAUGUGUCAUCUUCUGAUUACGCUGAGGCAAUAGAUGCAAUUGGUGUAGUGACACAGAUUCUUACAUUGAACUGUAUGACAACUAUGACAACAAAAGGGAAAGCUGUGAAUACGAACGAGAUACUGUCAAUGAUGCCACGCUUGCCGAUGAAGACACUUUUGAUGUAGAAGACGACUCAUUGGAAAAAGAAAAAAGAAAAGAAGCUGUGACAAAGAGUUCUAUAGCAGAAUGGGUGAUUGAAUGCAACAUUCCAAGAUGUCACGUCAGCAACCUCCUUCGAAGACUGAAAUUAGACUGCGGCCUAUCAUUUCUACCACUGGAUAGCCAAAAAAAAAAGAAA